AUGGAGACUUCCUUGGGGACGACCCCUGUGGGAAGCACACCCGAGGCGGAGAAAGAUACUGAAUUGCAAGAGCAUGAAAAGAUUUUGUCUUCCGAUUUUCUUUCAAUGGACCAAAUCACUGAUUUGCUAAAAGAAAAUGUAGAUGGAAUUCAAGAAAAAAUGGGCACAUUUUUGAAUUUCAGACAUCUUCAAACUUGUUUAAAGGAAGGCAUUCUACUAGAUUAUUAUGUGUCUGGAUUUUUGUGGGCUAAAGGAAUGGAAUUUUCUAUUACUCAAUAUUCAAAAUUUAUGACUUUACUGGAUAUGUUGCUUCAUAAUCUUAGAACCCUACAUAUGUCCCUAGAAGACAGCAUAAAGUGGCUUGGGGAAGUUAUGGCUGAAAUUGGACCAACCCAGUCACAAAAAAAUGAGGAACAGAAUGUCUUUAAUAUAGAACAAGCCAAUGCUAUCAUUGAUUACUUAAAAAUCAGCUUAUUUCAACAUUACAGACUGUAUGAGUUUCUGUUCUUCUCUACCAGGGAAGAAAUUGUGAUAGGAACUGAGCAAGUGAUAGAGGUUGUCAAGACUUCAGUCCACCCAUUCCCAGAGCCUCUGGUAGAAGGAAUCUCAUUUGAUAUUCAUUCAACAUUCAUAGAGCCACCCUCAACCUCAGAUAUGGAAAUGAAGGGGUUGGAUCAAGAACAAGGCCCUGAGCACUCCCAGUCAGAAUCUGACACUUCAGACAUGGAUCCUUUAGUUGGCUUCACCAUUGAAGAUGUAAAAUCAGUCCUGGCUCAAGUCACAGAAGACAUUUUAAAAGGCAUUCAGACCGAGAUAAACGAAAAGCUGCAAAUACAGGAAGAGGCCUUUAAUACACGUAUAGAAAAAUUGAAAAAGGCCUGAGGACUCAGAACAAGAAGAGUGAUGCUAAACUUCACAGAAACAAACAAAACAAGCCAGAAUAAUAGAUUCUCUCAAGCAUCACAUCUCCUUCAUUUAGUUGUGAAAGGAAAACCAAGCCCGACUUUUUACUAUCCUAAGUAAUUAGAAUAGUAUUGGCCCCAAUUUUGCCAUCUCCUAUCCCAUAACAACCUCUGAAUUUAUUGCACUGCAUGUAAUGAAAGUGUUUUGUGUACAAGAGUUUGGAGAAAUUAUAUAUAAAAAUAUAAUUACUUUUAUGAUAGUCCUUUUACAUUUUGACUAAUAAACACUAUUCAUCUU
Messenger RNA from Marmota flaviventris (yellow-bellied marmot), 1200 nucleotides. RefSeq names its product ciliary associated calcium binding coiled-coil 1 (gene Cabcoco1). Lineage: Eukaryota; Metazoa; Chordata; Mammalia; Rodentia; Sciuridae. The record is from RefSeq and is a predicted model, not a curated record.